ACCCAACUUUUUUUUCUUUUUUCGGUUGUUUCUCUCGCAGUUUCCCAUCAUUCGUCUUUGCCGGAAAACCUGGAAGCUGUUAUAUUGCGUGUGGCAUCACUAGUCAACAAUUAUAUACUACUACGUUUCAAUGACAUUAAAAAAGCUGUUUUCUCAUAAAGAACACCAUCAAUCAUCAAACAGUGAUAAUUGUAACAAUGGGUUGAAAGCCUACAGUCGAACGCACGACUCAACUAAAUCUUCGUCAGUAUCGUUGCCUAGGUCUAUCAGUCGAUUAAAUCACAGAGAUAAAGAUAGAUCAUAUCCUAGCAAAUCCAAAAGUUUGAAAUACUCGAACGAAAAGUCCUACCUGCCAAGCUCAACAAUAAUAGAACAGCAACGGGAAACACAACCAAAUCCUAACAUAGCAGUAGAAGACAGGCCGGUGGUACCACCACACUCUAUUACAGACAGCACAAAAAUGGAGAUGUCAGAUAGUAACAAAGGCCAAUUUGGAUCUGGAGAUAUAAAUAAUAUUGUUAACUCAUUAAGAUAUUCUAUGACAGCAGAUAUGGAGAAAGAUGAUAAAGACGGUUCUGACUCUUUUCAUAGCUUGGACAAUAUGGAUGAAAAAGCAGAGAUAAAAGGUGAAGGAAAGGCUGAUUUAUACGCAGAAUUAGUUGCUGUUCAGAACCGUUUAGAGAAUGUGGAUGCUACUCAGUCUUUACAAAUGAAAGAGAAGCUACAAACAAUCAACUCUACAUUAAUGCUAGCACUCGAAAAAGGAAAUCAACUAGAGAGUAGGACCAAAACGGUCAUAGAGAAUUCCAAGAAAUUGAUAAGUGCUUUGUCCGAUCACAAUAAAUCGUUAGUGGCAAGUCAAGAAAAUAUGAGUUUGGAGUUGGAACGCAUCAAAAAGGAGAAUGAAGCAGCAAUAGCUGAAUUGCAAGGCAAGCACGAAACAACUCUAACAGAGCUGCUUGAGAAAAAUGAAACUGAGAAGCGCAAUAUUCAUCAAAACUUACAAAGUCAGCUUGAAUCAGAAGGCUCUGCCUAUCAAGACCUAAAAACGGAACAAGAACGGCUUUUAGCAGAAAUCUUAGCGUUAAAAACAUCAGAGGAAUCCUUAAAAACAGAACUACAACAAGUAAAGGAAGCUCACAAAGACGCCUUACGCAAUGUACAAAUAGAGCAUGAGGCAUCUCUAUCAGAGCUGCAUAAUCAACAUAAUCAACUUUCUGCAACGCACGAACAAUUAAAGGAUCAGUAUAAUCAGCAUCUCUCCGCUCUUGAGGAUUUAAAAGAAAAGUAUACACAACAAUCAACGAGCCUGGCAGAACUCUCAAAUCAAUAUAGGGAUCAAAUAGCAACUUACCAAACCUUACAGACUGAACACGAUAAACACAUUCAUGAUUUUGACCAAUUGAAGGCACAAUAUGAUGUCAUGAUGAAAGAAAAUAACAAUUUGUCCCUUCAAUUAGAACGGCAAACCGAUAUCCACAGAAAUUUGGCGCGGAUUUUACAACAGAAUUUAGGCAACGACAAAGAAAACAUCAAUUCAGAAGUAGAUCUACAAAAUAAGCUUGAAGAAAUCAUAAGAAAGUUGAACUCUGCACAAGCAACAAACACUCAACUAGAGAUUAAAUUGCAAAGCGUACAGAACAGCCAUGCUGAAGAAUUACAAAUAUUACAGACAAAGCAUGAAAAUGAAAGGAAGCAGCAAAUAGAAGAAUUUGAAAACGAAAAGCAGACAAUAGCGGAGGAUUUGAAAAUUAGAGAGGAAAAGGUGCUGAACAACAUAAGACAGGAAAAUAAGAACUUAUCAGAACUUGUAGAAUGCCUUCAAGCUAAAAUCAAAGAGCUGUCCGUAUCUAAUCGUAAUUCUGUCAUCUCAAUGACAAGAAAUAAUAGUACACGGAAGUUGAAUAGGAAAGAGCAAGAUCGACAAGAAGAAUUGAUGGAAAUGCAUACGAGGGCACAAUUCAGUCUGAUUGAGUAUUUGGAGGGAGAAGAUGAUGUGAUAUCUGCAAUGUCAAAAUUUAAAAAACAGUUGGAAGCUGAAAUGAAAGAACUUGAGUCUACAGAUACAAGACCAAAUAGCAAUAUAGGGUUUAUUUCCUCAGCAUCUGCAUCUCAAACUAUGCGAUAAAUACUAAGUGAACCACUUUUGCUAUAAUAAAGAUGGGACUUCAUUCCGAUCAGCUACUUUAAACUUGUAAAAGAACAUUUCGCUGUAACUGCUUGUGCAUAGAAAUAAAACCUCGUGCUCACUGGCGGAUUGGACAGUCCCUCUAGCUGCGAUUAUGAUUAUAAUCAAUCCUAUCCUCUCUAUGAAGGUUAAAUUAGUUCACUCCACGCGCCAAUAUCUAGAAUUUCACUUAGGUCUGCACAAUGAUCGGCUUGCAGAUACUCAGUCUGAAAUUUAAGAGUGUAGCAUCUCUUUCAAAAUGUAGUGAAUGGUUGUUAGCACCUUUAUCACUUUCGAGACGAAACUUUUUAAUUGACUGUACUAUUCAAAUAAAACACCAUGUUUAUCAGCUCUCUUUUCAUUAAAAGAAGCCUCACUACCCCCAAAAAAAAAAA
Molecule: messenger RNA, 2562 nt
Organism: Mycotypha africana
Lineage: Eukaryota; Fungi; Mucoromycota; Mucoromycetes; Mucorales; Mycotyphaceae
Exons: 2
Coding region: 131-2128 (665 amino acids)
Source: RefSeq, a predicted model, not a curated record